This is a messenger RNA of Columba livia (rock pigeon), 9170 nucleotides long. It is a transcript of the gene CACNA1S, whose product is annotated as calcium voltage-gated channel subunit alpha1 S. Lineage: Eukaryota; Metazoa; Chordata; Aves; Columbiformes; Columbidae. The record is from RefSeq and is a predicted model, not a curated record. The transcript has 44 exons. Gene Ontology annotation, biological process: calcium ion import across plasma membrane. Gene Ontology annotation, molecular function: high voltage-gated calcium channel activity. Bases 3394 to 8940 code for a protein of 1848 amino acids. Gene Ontology annotation, cellular component: voltage-gated calcium channel complex; membrane.
CGGCAGCGCAGAUCGGCUCGGUGGGGCCGCCCUGCGGAAGCUCCGUCCCGGCGGCCCCGGAGGAGCCGCUGCCGGGUCUCCCGCUCCGGCCGAAGGUUCCCGCGGCGCGUCGCGGCUUUGGCUGGCGUGUGCGGGAGGGAGAGCCCGCCGUGGGUCUGCGCAGGACAUGCUGCCCGCUGCCGUCUGUCUGUCCGGCUCGGGCGGCCCCGACGGACAGGCUGGGCAGGGUGCUGCGGGUGCUGGGCUCUGGAGCCGUCGGGGCGUGCACGUCUGUGAGCGCCGGAAGCUGCGAGGUGUUCGCUGGCGUGGUCACUGCGGGAGAACCGGCAGCGCAGGCGGCGUGUCCAUCCCUGCGCUUCCCGCAGCGGGAGAAGACGCCGUCACGGGCUCACUGCGUUCGGGGCCCUUCCUGAGGGUCUGUGCGCGGUGACAGAGCCGGAGAUGAACACGAAGGCUCAUGAAGUAUGCGAGGAAGACAAGGAUGGAUGUCAAGUGGUUUCGCGAGGAAGUGAUCUGUCCCUGCUGGGCAGGUAGGGACGUCUCCGUAGAGCCCAGCACUGCGGCGUGUUUUGUUAAAGCUGUAGGAAACAAUUACCUUGGCAAUUUAAUAGGCCCAGGCAGGAUCUCUCAGCAAAGCAUAUUUUAUUAACGAUUUUGCAAGAUCAAAUGUUCUACGUAAAGGUAGGUGCACAUAAUAGGGCAAAAAACUCCUUAUAUUCCCCCAAAAUCCCGACCGCAUUUUUCCUCCCCUGUUCCCCAUUGGUUGGCAGUUUAUAGACUGCCUGACACCUGCCCCAGUUUACAUAUUUAAUUCAUCUAAUUCUAACAAUACCCUUCCCCUUAUCGAUCUAUUUAGAAUAUGGAUUCCUGGCUCUUUGGCUGAUCUUCCCCCUAGAUGGACUUUUAAAAUACAGGUAUCAGUUUGCAUUCUGGGAUUAGUUCAAAGAGACUUUGUUUUACAUUAAGGAUUCAUAGUCUGAUGUCUCUCAGUUCUUUCCCUCUGGAUAGGGCCAGGUGCCAGGUCCCCAGUUUUGUAAAAACAACAUUCCUUCGUUAAACGUUCCUUACCAAGCCGUGUCAGGAUGGCGUUUGCCAACGCAGCCCUGUGCAAAACACAAAGCGCAGCAAAGUGGUGAGUGGCUGCCAGCAGCUGCACACGGUGUGUGUGAGCGAAGAGGUGCAGAGGAGGUCAGAGACACCCCCAGCAUCCUUCUCCCCAGCUCGCUCACCCUGCCCUCUUCCUCUGGGACUUUUCCAGGGUGACUCAACGAGCAGAUGUUUCUUCCCGGGUGCACCGCUAGAUGGGCCCCGCGCCCUUGCUGUCUGUGUGACAGGUUUUCCUGCACAGGCAGCAGCAGAAAUAUGGCUCCUGGUUUUCACUAGGGGGCUUAGGGGGAAGAACGAGGACUAAAUAAGAAAUGGGAACAUGUGUGGACCUGCCUCACAUGGAGCCUUCAGCAGGAAUGAUUUGACUCUGAUUUGCACGAAAUGCAGCAGAGUGGUGUUGAAUGAGGCAAGUUACUAAUUUAAGCCCUUAUAGUGGAGGCCCCCCCUUCUCCAAAGUGCCUCAAAAUGGGCUGGGGCAGCUGCAGGACUUGCUCUCCCGUGCUGUGUCCCUGCCACGAGCAGGAGAGAUCGGUUCCCGGGCACUGUGGCCCCCCUGGCCCUCAGCACUGUCUGCUGCACAGCUGCACAGUCAUGUCCCUCCACACUGCACAGCAAAGGCAGCGGAGCUUUGAGCACGGCAGCGUGAUGCAGUGGGCACAGCAGCUCCCGGGAUGCAUGGGGCUGACUGCGGUGAAACAGAGAAAUAAGCUUAACAGCAGAGUCCAUUAUACUGUUAAGCAGCAUCCUUUAUUUUAUCAGUGCUGGCAAACACUGGGGAUCAUCCUCCAUAAGUUCUCCAAAGACAAAUGCUCUUGCAUUGCUUGUAUUCACAUGCAUAUUACAUAUGCGUUACAAUUUUUGAAAAUUUUGACAUGCAAUACAUCUAUACUAAGAAAUAAUUGAAGAUGUUAGUUAUAACUGUUUAGUUUCUUACUUACAAUGCAUCUAUUAAUUAUUAGUUAAAUAUAAACUAAGCACUCUGCUUCUAAACAAUGUAUUAAUUAAUCUUCUGUCUCCCUCUUGUCAUGCAGAAGGAUCUAAAACUUGAAAAAUAUCCCCUUGUUCUGCAGGUGGUCAGAAAGCAUUGAUCAUGUCAAUUGGUUAAUGAUGGGUACAUCUUUUAUAACUUAAUCACAGUAUAUAUCAAUUUGGAAGCUUCUCUUCUGGGGCACAGCUGGUCGGUCGCGUCAGUAACAUCUCUGUAGGACAGGGUUACCAUUUGCCUUGGGACAUAACUGUAAGUAAUAAGAUCGCUGCAAUUAUUUUGCUGACUCAGUCCAGGAAACCCCAGAAAAAAAACCCACGAGCAAUCCUUUCUGGUGCCUCAGUUUCCCCUGCUGUGAAGAGGUGCUGGUAACCUGCUUCUGUCCCAGCCCGCCUUCCAGCUCAGGAGUUGCCAUAAUUGUUCAUCCAGUUGGGUUUUCCCAAGCCCAGCUGGACUUGCCAAGACACAAUCCGACCCCAGGCAUCCCCCAUGCCCUGCAAGCAGGACUGGGGAGGUGAAGCUUAGCAAGGGGUUGUUGGAGUGACCAGUGCCAGCCAAAGGUUCCUUCUGCCCCUCCAGAAAAGCAAGACAGAGCACUUUUUGAAAUCACCGUGAUUCCCUGGAGUUCUGAGGUUGGGGUCAAGUCCCUGUCAGUAAGGUAGACCCAGCCCCAGACACCCUACAGCCCUGGGAUCGUGGGAUCUGGGGCUCAUUGGAGCAGUUUGCACCAAAUGAAGGUAAAAUUCUGCAGAGAGAGGGGACUGAUCAGCUUGUGGUGUAAUCUUCUUUGGGAACCAGGCAGAGCUGGAUUCUCCAUCUCACCCUGACUAAAGUGAUUCAGCAAAUGGGGCUGCAUGCAUUGCCCCAGGCAACCUGGCUUCCCAGCUGGGGCAACUGGGGGAACUGGGGAGAGGGCUGACCUGGGACAAAGGCACUUUUCUUUCGGAGACAGCGUGCCCAGCCUGUUCCCACCCCCAGCCAGCUCGGUGGCAUGUGAAGCACUCGCCUUCCUCCCAGCGUGCCGGGUUAAGAAGCAACAGCUGCAGGGGCCCUUUUGCUGCCUCAGGAGCUGUGACAGCACCCGGGAGCCAGGCUGGCAUCUAAAUUUAAACUCAUGCUUUGUGUGUUUGUACGCGCGAGUGCAGGCUCCAGCCCCCACUCCCCCACCGCCUCCCCCGGUGCACGGAGGAGACGGACUCUUCAAGAAGGGAGAUCCAGAGGAGCUCCAGCUGGCUGGGAUCUGGGGAAGGGGGGCUUGGCUGUGGGGCAGGAGGGGGAGAAACAGCUAGGGGACAAACAUCAUGGAGCCUGCUUCACCCCAGGAUGACGUGAAGAAGAAGCAACAGAAGGACAAGUCCAAGAAGCCGGUGCCACCAGCAGCCCCCCGGCCAGCCAGGGCUCUGUUCUGCUUAACGCUGCAAAACCCGCUGCGGAAGGCAUGCAUCAGCAUCGUGGAGUGGAAACCCUUCGAGAUCAUCAUCCUCCUGACCAUCUUUGCCAACUGUGUUGCACUGGCCAUCUACCUGCCGAUGCCUGAGGAUGACACCAACGUCGCCAACUCCAGCCUGGAGAAGAUGGAAUACGCCUUCCUGAUCUUCUUUGCCAUUGAGGCGAUGCUCAAGAUAAUUGCCUAUGGGUUUCUUUUCCAUACGGAUGCCUAUCUCCGAAACGGCUGGAAUGUGCUUGACUUCUCCAUCGUGACCUUAGGGCUUAUCACCAUGACCCUGGAACAGAUCAAUGCGAAGGAGGGAGAAGGGGGAAAAGGUGGCUUCGACGUGAAGGCCCUGCGAGCGUUUCGUGUGCUGAGACCCCUGCGCCUUGUGUCCGGAGUACCGAGCCUUCAAGUCGUCCUGAACUCCAUCAUCAAGGCCAUGGUGCCCCUGCUCCACAUUGCUCUGCUGGUCCUCUUCAUGAUCAUAAUCUAUGCCAUUGUUGGGCAAGAGCUCUUCAAGGGCAGGAUGCACAAGACCUGCUACUACCUCGGGACAGAUGUGAUUGCCACGGUGCCACCAGAGAAGCCAGCCCCGUGCACCAGCUCUGGCCAUGGCCGACACUGUACCAUCAAUGGCACUGAGUGCCGAAGCGGCUGGCCAGGGCCCAACAACGGCAUCACUCACUUCGACAACUUUGGCUUUGCCAUGCUGACUGUCUAUCAGUGCAUCACCAUGGAGGGCUGGACCGAAGUCCUCUACUGGGUAAAUGAUGCCAUGGGGAAUGAAUGGCCCUGGAUCUACUUCGUCAGCCUUAUCUUGCUCGGCUCCUUCUUCGUUCUUAACCUGGUGCUGGGGGUGCUCAGCGGUGAAUUCACCAAAGAGCGUGAGAAGGCCAAGUCACGGGGUACGUUUCAGAAACUGCGGGAGAAGCAGCAGCUGGAGGAGGAUCUGAAGGGCUACAUGGACUGGAUCACCCAUGCUGAGGUCAUGGACAGUGACCGGGCCAGGGGAGAAGGUAUGAUGCCAUCAGAUGAAGGAGGGUCAGAGACAGAGAGCUUGUAUGAAAUUGAAGGCAUGAACAAGUGGAUUCUCUACUUCCGUCAGUGGAGGCGUUGGAACCGAAUGUUUCGUAGAAAGUGCAGGGAUGUGGUGAAAUCCAAGUUCUUCUACUGGCUUGUCAUCCUGUUGGUGGCACUGAACACCCUCUCCAUCGCCUCUGAGCACCACUUGCAGCCAGAAUGGCUGACACACGUGCAAGACAAUGCCAACCGGGUGCUGCUAGCACUCUUUGUGGCUGAGAUGCUGCUGAAGAUGUACGCGCUGGGCCUGCGCCAGUAUUUCAUGUCUCUCUUCAACCGCUUCGACUGCUUCGUGGUGUGUUCGGGGAUCUUGGAGACCAUCCUGGUGGAGCUCGGCACCUUGUCACCCCUGGGCAUCUCCGUCCUGCGCUGCAUCAGACUCCUCCGCAUCUUCAAGAUCACAAGGUACUGGACGUCCCUGAGCAACCUGGUGGCAUCCCUGCUCAACUCGGUCCGCUCCAUUGCCUCUCUGCUCCUCCUUCUCUUCCUCUUCAUCAUCGUCUUUGCACUUCUGGGCAUGCAGCUUUUUGGGGGCAUGUUUGACUUUGAGGACAUGGAAGUGCGGCGUAGCACAUUCGACACCUUCCCCCAGGCCCUCAUCAGUGUCUUCCAGAUCCUGACAGGAGAGGACUGGAAUUCAAUCAUGUAUGAUGGGAUCAUGGCCUUUGGGGGUCCAUCCUUUCCCGGCAUGCUGGUUUGCAUCUACUUCAUCAUCCUCUUCGUUUGUGGGAACUAUAUCCUCCUCAAUGUCUUCCUGGCCAUCGCGGUUGAUAACCUGGCUGAGGCUGAGAGCCUGACCUUAGCACAGAAGGCCAAAGCGGAGGAGCGCAAGCGGCGGAAGAUGUCCAGAGGUUACCCAGAGAAGUCUGAAGAUGAGAAACAGAUGCUGGCAAAGAAACUUGAGCAGAAAGCGAAAGGAGAAGGGAUUCCCACAACAGCCAAGUUAAAAGUGGACGAAUUUGAAUCCAAUGUCAAUGAGAUUAAAGACCCCUAUCCUUCUGCGGACUUCCCAGGUGACGAUGAGGAAGAUGAGCCUGAAAUCCCCCUGAGUCCUCGGCCACGUCCCCUUGCAGAGCUACAGCUGAAAGAGAAGGCUGUCCCCAUGCCAGAAGCCAGCUCCUUCUUCAUCUUCAGCCCAACCAACAAGUUUCGGAUGUUGUGCCACAGAAUUGUCAAUGCCACCUGGUUCACCAACUUCAUCUUGCUCUUCAUUCUGCUCAGCAGCAUCUCUCUGGCAGCUGAAGAUCCCAUCCGGGCCGAGUCCUUCCGCAACAAGAUUCUCGGAUACUUUGACAUUGGUUUCACCUCUGUCUUCACAGUAGAAAUUGUCUUGAAGAUGACAGCCUAUGGUGCUUUCCUGCACAAAGGCUCCUUCUGCAGGAACUCUUUCAAUAUCCUUGACUUGCUGGUGGUCGCUGUCUCCCUCAUCUCCAUGGGAAUCGAGUCCAGUACCAUCUCAGUGGUGAAGAUCCUCCGGGUGCUGAGGGUGCUGAGGCCUCUGCGAGCCAUUAACAGGGCAAAGGGGCUGAAGCAUGUGGUCCAGUGUGUGUUUGUGGCCAUCAAGACUAUCGGUAAUAUAGUGGUCGUCACAACAUUGCUGCAGUUCAUGUUUGCCUGCAUCGGGGUCCAGCUCUUCAAGGGCAAGUUCUAUAGAUGCACAGAUCCAUCCAAGAUGACAGAGAAGGAGUGCAGGGGUUAUUUCAUCAACUACGUGGACGGAGACCCCACACAGAUUGAGCUACAGGAGCGUGUCUGGGUGCACAGCAACUUCCACUUCGACAACGUCUUCUCAGCCAUGAUGUCACUUUUCACUGUUUCCACCUUUGAGGGCUGGCCAGAGCUGCUAUACAUGGCCAUUGACACUAAUGCUGAGGAUACAGGCCCUAUUUACAACUACCGGGUGGAGAUUGCAAUGUUCUUCAUCAUCUACAUCAUCCUCAUUGCCUUCUUCAUGAUGAAUAUCUUUGUGGGCUUUGUCAUUGUCACCUUCCAGGAGCAGGGGGAGAGCGAAUACAAGAACUGUGAGCUGGACAAGAACCAGCGCCAGUGUGUGCAGUACGCACUGAAGGCUCGCCCGCUGCGGCGCUACAUCCCCAAGAACCCCUACCAGUACCAGAUCUGGUAUGUGGUCACCUCCUCCUACUUUGAGUACCUCAUGUUCUUCCUGAUCUUGCUGAACACCAUCUGCCUAGGCAUGCAGCAUUACAACCAGUCUGCGGAAAUGAACCACAUCUCAGACAUCCUCAACGUGGCCUUCACCAUCCUCUUCACCCUGGAGAUGAUCCUCAAGCUCAUGGCCUUUAAAGCCAAGGGCUAUUUUGGGGAUCCCUGGAACGUCUUCGACUUCCUCAUAGUGAUUGGCAGCAUCAUCGAUGUCAUCCUCAGUGAGAUUGAUACUGUUCUUGCACCCAGUGGCGGAUUAUACUGCCUCGGCGGAGGCUGUGAUAGCAUUGACUCCGAUGACAACUCCCGUGUCUCCAUCACUUUCUUCCGUCUGUUCCGGGUGAUGCGGCUGGUGAAGCUGCUGAGCCGGGGGGAAGGUGUCAGGACCCUCCUGUGGACUUUCAUCAAGUCCUUCCAGGCUCUGCCCUACGUAGCCCUGCUGAUUGUGAUGCUUUUUUUCAUCUAUGCUGUGAUCGGGAUGCAGAUGUUUGGGAAGAUCGCCAUGGUGGACGGAACCCAGAUCAACCGAAACAACAACUUUCAAACCUUUCCUCAAGCUGUGCUGCUGCUCUUCAGGUGUGCGACGGGAGAGGCCUGGCAGGAGAUCCUGCUGGGCUGCAGCUACGGCAAACUGUGCGACCCCGAGUCAGACUUUGCCGAGGGGGAGGAGUACACCUGCGGCACAGGCUUCGCCUACUUCUACUUCAUCAGCUUCUACAUGCUCUGUGCUUUCCUGAUCAUCAACCUCUUUGUGGCCGUCAUCAUGGACAACUUUGACUACCUCACACGCGACUGGUCCAUCCUUGGGCCCCAUCACCUGGACGAGUUUAAACGGAUCUGGGCUGAGUACGACCCCGAGGCCAAAGGCAGGAUCAAACACUUGGAUGUAGUGACUCUGCUGAGACGUAUCCAGCCUCCUCUGGGCUUCGGGAAGUUCUGCCCACACCGUGUAGCUUGUAAGCGUCUGGUGUGCAUGAACAUGCCCCUGAACAGUGACGGCACCGUCACCUUCAAUGCAACCCUCUUUGCGCUGGUGAGGACAGCCCUCAAGAUCAAGACAGAAGGCAACUUUGAACAGGCCAACGAGGAGCUCAGAGCCAUUAUCAAAAAAAUCUGGAAGCGAACGAGUAUGAAGCUUUUGGACCAGGUCAUCCCACCUAUCGGAGAUGAUGAGGUGACGGUGGGCAAAUUCUAUGCUACUUUCCUCAUCCAAGAGCAUUUCAGGAAGUUCAUGAAGCGCCAGGAGGAGUAUUACGGGUACCGACCCAAGAAGAACCCUGUGGAGAUCCAGGCUGGGCUGAGGAGCAUUGAAGAAGAAGCUGCUCCUGAAAUCCAUCGGGCCAUCUCUGGGGACCUGACUGCUGAGGAGGAGCUAGAAAGAGCAAUGGUGGAGGCUGCCAUGGAGGAAGGGAUAUACAGGAGGACAGGGGGCUUGUUUGGCCAGGUCGACAGCUUCCUGGAGCCCAGCAGCCCCCUGCAGCCCCAGGUGGCCAGCCAGAGGCCCCUGCAGUUCACAGAGGUGGGCAGCGAGGACCUCGACUCCCCUGUGUUCCUCGAUGACUUCCCCCAGGAAGGCAACACCAACGUCAACAAUGCCAACAGCAACGACUGGCUGGAGGGGAUGGAGUAUGAGGACGAGGUGCUGAGGAAGAUGGCACCAGCAGCACCCAGGCGUCUAGUGCGGGAGCGCAACCCCCCCUUACCUAUGGAGAGGCUGCGACGGAGGCCAAGCAGGAGGCGAGGGGCCACCCCCGAGGGUCACCCAUCAUCAGGACUGCACCCUCUCCCCCAGGAGCUGCCUGGAGAUGAUGGCACUGCAACGGGAACGACAUCCAGCUCAGGGUACCAGCAGGGUGAGAGCCUUCACCCAAGCACAUCCUCCACCCCAGCCAUCACCUUCCUCAUUCAGGAGGCUCUGAUUUCUGGAGGUCUUGCAUCUCUGGCCUGUGACCCAUCCUUCGUAGCAGUAACCAGGGACGAGAUGGCAGCCAGCAGCCAGCUGGAGAUGGAUGAAGUGGAGAAAGCAGCCGUGGAGCUGCUACAGGAAAGAGAAACACUGCAGGGCACAAAAACUGGCUCUGCCCCUCAGGACACCUCCGCCGCAUCACCAGCCGGCUCCCCAGGGCUCAGCGCAGCCUCCCCAAAAAAGGCCAUCAGUACCACUCACCUGUGAGCUGCCUGCUGUUGCAGCCUAGUGGGCAUGGUGCCGUCAGGAGCUUGCAGGGGGUCACUGGAGCAAUACUGCACUGCUCCUCCUCCCUGCCUGGCAUCUUGGUGGGCUCUGUCCACUGCGGGAGAAAUUUCGGGCCAAGUCUCCAGGAUGCUGGUGCAAGAUAGGACAACGCUGUGCCAGCAAGGUCAUGCAGGAGCUGGAUGGGUCAUUAAAGUGUUUCUGCUGUGUGA